Stylophora pistillata is the source of this 1261-nucleotide messenger RNA. Its product is annotated as DBH-like monooxygenase protein 2 homolog. Gene Ontology annotation, cellular component: secretory granule membrane. The record is from RefSeq and is a predicted model, not a curated record. Gene Ontology annotation, biological process: dopamine catabolic process; norepinephrine biosynthetic process; octopamine biosynthetic process. Lineage: Eukaryota; Metazoa; Cnidaria; Anthozoa; Scleractinia; Pocilloporidae. Gene Ontology annotation, molecular function: copper ion binding; dopamine beta-monooxygenase activity.
AUGACCACCAAUGUGUUCAUACUGUGGGCGUAUAAUGAAAUCGACGAUGCACGUGACCCAAACAGCUUCAGCAAACAUUCACGUAAGGGGUACAGUAGUAGACCUCAUAGAAUCGCGGUCGAAACUAUUCCUACAGUCGAUGUUUCAAGUGAAGAAAGAACGAAUUUCAAAACAUUUCACCUGAGCACGCAGCCUCUCGCAACACUAAAACCGGCAAAAGCCUUAGGACUUCAACCAAACUUAAGCAUCAGGACCAUUGCAAUGGUCAUCACUCUGUACCUCUUGGUUCAACUGGUAUUCAAGUAAGUUAGGAUUUGUUGCAGGGAGCCGCCAAGAGGUUAAGAAAUCUUUCCAGCGUAAUUUUUGUGUGCGAAUACAACUCACCUUUGCUAACAUUUUACGACUUUGAAAUCAUGAAAAAGAACGAUUCAAGCGGGUCAUGAUUAUUUUGAAUUAGAAGGAAACCAAGUCCAGACAGGUUUCCAUCCGCAAACUGGCUUAUGUCUAAUAUUCACAAUUUGUUGCGUUAUUUUUAUCACGCGGAUGAAAUUAUUUACAAUCUAAGGUGUUUCCAUUUAAAAAUUUUAAUAACAACCAGGCUUAUCUGGCAAUUUACGAGAAGUCAUCGGUUUGUUUCUUCUUUAUCCAAAUUUUGUUUUACCACUACAAUCUUCAACUUGUUAUUUUAAUAAUAAAUAGAGAGAAAAGUAGUGGUAUUUUCAUCGUUUCUUUAUUCCUAAAUGUAAGCCUUAGUUAGAAAUUUGGAAUAAGGAGGGAAUAUCAAGCACAGACCGUGAUCUUGAUGCCUGAGCGUGCCGGGAUAUUUGAGAGAGAAAUAAAUGCUGGAACAAUCACAAGUGCAUCAUCAAUAAGCACUGAAUGCUGGUUGUUGUUUCCUUCCGAUCAACCAGAGGCAGUGAUAAUUUAUAAAACACGUAUCCAGCUGUUUUUAAAAAUCAAAUUUCAAUAAGAAACAUGUCUCUAAUAGGGCUCCUUCAAAACAGAAGUUCCUUUUCAUAUGUUGAGAUGGUUUGCUAUUUGGGUCUCCGUUGAUCACAGGGAAUCAGUAUGGAAUCUGUCUGGCGAUACUACUUAUACUCUUAAUAUAAUUUUAACAACUCCAGGUUUUCCUGAAUGUCUUUCUUUGCUUCAUGUAGAUAGUUACGAAAAAAAUUCAUCUCCUGCGAAAAUUGAAAUGCUGAGUUGCAGUUAAUUUUUUUCCUCCAUUAGAUCUAGAAAUAGGCCAUUUUACAGUUGUGUA